AAUCCGGUACCUUAACAUACUGCAAAAUUUAGUUUCACUAGUAAUUAAGGAGAUCUUAUAGUAUGUUUGGAUUAAAUUCAAACUUCGGUUUUCUCAUAAUCAAUUGUGAAAUCUAGAAGCUUAGAGAUACACUCCUUUUUGACAUUGAUUUUGACCGUAAAAUUAACUGAAGAAGAAUUUCCAAACAUGCGAUUAGGUGUUUUCUUUGACUUCCAGGGCACUUGGGCUUUCUCUUAACAUAAUUCAAGGGUAUUUAGCAAACAUGUACUAUGGUUUUACUGAAUGUUUAAGGUCAUUUAUUGCUUAUUACUUAGUGAUAUUCUAUGUGUUAGAGCUUUUAAAGCAAUUGUGUCUCUUGCAUAUCUUUGUCAUGUAUGCUAUCUAUGCUCUUAUACAUGUUUGGACAGCAAAUAAUUGGAAGAAUUAGUUUAUGUGGAUCACAACUCCACAAUCAUACAAAGACCGCUGUUUCAAAUGAAGUUUCUUCUAGCUAAAUAAUUGAUUGGCAAGUGCCACUAGCCUUUGAAUUCGUCAAUAAUUAGAGUAUAUAAUUCAUGUAACACUUUUUUGAGUGGAAAAGAAUGAAAAACUGGAAUAGGAGUAGAUGCAUUCCGCGCGUUAGGUAUGCAGGGAAAAAAGAUAAACAAAUGCACAUAAUUGCUAUGCAGAGGAAGAUAGUUAGAUGUAUUCCAUUUUGAUUUGCUUUGUAUAUUUUGCUUCUCUUCCUACUAGCAAGGAUUAUAAUAUCAUACACCAAUUUCCAAUCUUAUCUGGCAAGGAUGGUUACCUAAUCAAAUGAUAUCAUAGAGUUGUAUUAUAAUCAUAUCGACAGAUCAUUUCAAAUAGAGACAUGGAAGAAAUAGAUUCAUGAGGGGAUAAAUAAGUUAUAAGGCAAAAAACUAUCAAUAUAUUUCCUUUCCUCUUUUUCAUCGGACCAAAAGUUUAUUUCAAUUUUUUAAGGGACUAAAUUGACCAAUCAAAUGUCUUUUAGUACCAAAAUGAUGAUUUACUCAAUAUAUAAUAAAAAAUAGCUAUUGCGCAACGCAACCCUAACAGCUUCACAUUGAGAAAGAAUAGCAUAGAGUCGAUUUCGGUGACAUAGCUUGGAGUUGGAGGCGUUUGAUACUGCAGGUUACAAGGCUUCAAUCAGAAUUUGGAAAGGUCAAGAACUUGAAUAGGCUUCUCUGCUCCAAUGAGAGAUUUCGGUUCCAAUCAAGCUAUGUUGGUGAUCUGGCUCGCCGAGUACGUGAAACAGAUGAAGCUAGAGAUGUAAAUGAUCCUGAAGCUGUGAUCAGAGCAUUUGAAAGUCAGCCAUCUCUACAUGCUAACCCUGGAGCGUCUGCUCAAUGGGUUAAAGCAUUGGUGAAACUUGAUAGCAGGCUGGAUGGAAGUGAAUUACUCAAGACUUGGCCAACAGGACUUGGUAUGAAAUUGAAUGAAGAAGUGCAGCCCAAUGUGGAGUCAAGUACUAAAUUUAGUGACGUAAUAGGAGGUAUUGAUGAGGCAAAGGCAAAACUGAAAGAAAUUGUGCACUACCUCCGAGAUCCUAAGUUCUUUACUCGUCUUGGUAGGAAGUUCCCAAAGGGUUUUUUGCUAGUUGGCCCGCCUGACACGGGUAAAACGAUGUUGUCAAAAGCUGUUGCUGGUGAGGUUGGGGUUCCUUUCUUCUCAUGCAGUGGAAGUGAAUUUGAUGAUAAGUUUGCUGGCGCACGAAAGAUGAGUGAUCUUUUUGCUGCUGCAAAAAAGCGGCCACCUUGUAUUAUCUUCAUUGAUGCUAUCGAUGCGAUUGGAGCAGGUCAAAAUAAGUUGCUUGUUGAGAUUGAUGGAGUCAAGCAAAAUGAUGGGAUAAUUGUGAUUGCAGCUACUAAUGUUCCAGAGUCAAUAGAUAAGGCUUUGAUGAGACAUGGGCGAUUUGAUCACUAUGCCUUUGUUCCCAAACCAUGUGUAGAAGCAAGGCGACAGAUUUUGGAAUCUCACAUGUCAAAGGUCCUGAAGGCUGAUGAUGUCGAUUUAAUGAUCAUUACUAAAAAAACAAAUGGGUUCUCUGGUGCUGACCUUGCAAACAUGGUUCAUCUUGCGACUCUUGAAGCUGCAACGGAUGGUGCCAAAGUUGUGACCAUGAACUAUUUAGAGUUUGCGAUUCGGAACAAGAUUAUUAAGGACCGGCUAAUGAAGGAUGAGAGAAGUGAACGCCAUAACUGUCAAUCAUAUGGCUACGGUCCAGGUAUCAAUAGCCAUACUGGUGCUAGCUGCCCAUCAGUGCUUACUAGUUAUAUGCAUGGCUACGAUCCGAGUACUAGGAGAGGUACCCGCCCAUUUAGGUUUGCUAGUUAUAAGCCCGCUACGGGUCGGGUGCCUGCCGCCCCUCAUCGGUGAUUGCCGCUUAUGUGUGUAGAGGCUACGGGCUGUAUAACAGUAGCCAUACUAAUGUCAGUCGUCGCCCAUCGGUUCUUACCAAUCAUACAUAGGGUUACAGGCCGAACGGAUAUCAGUAAUACUUUUGGCAAAUAAAAGCCUUUUUAAUGGUGUGCAAAUAAAUGGGAUAACUUUGGGGUUGGACCCUUUUUUUUGUAAACACUAAUUUUCUUUUUUUGCUACAUGUUUGAUAAUUUU
Lotus japonicus is the source of this 2613-nucleotide messenger RNA. Its product is annotated as ATP-dependent zinc metalloprotease FTSH 5, mitochondrial-like. Gene Ontology annotation, biological process: proteolysis. The record is from RefSeq and is a predicted model, not a curated record. Bases 1426 to 2376 code for a protein of 316 amino acids. Gene Ontology annotation, molecular function: ATP-dependent peptidase activity; ATP binding; ATP hydrolysis activity. The transcript has a single exon. Gene Ontology annotation, cellular component: chloroplast thylakoid. Lineage: Eukaryota; Viridiplantae; Streptophyta; Magnoliopsida; Fabales; Fabaceae.